Mauremys reevesii (Reeves's turtle) is the source of this 985-nucleotide messenger RNA. It is a transcript of the gene NUDT1, whose product is annotated as nudix hydrolase 1. Gene Ontology annotation, molecular function: 8-oxo-7,8-dihydroguanosine triphosphate pyrophosphatase activity. The transcript has 4 exons. The record is from RefSeq and is a predicted model, not a curated record. NCBI's taxonomy places the organism in Eukaryota, Metazoa, Chordata, Testudines, Geoemydidae. Gene Ontology annotation, biological process: DNA protection. The coding region runs from base 137 to 607 and encodes 156 amino acids.
CUGCGCGCCGCAGCCUCGCUCGGGCGCCCGGUCCGCCUCCUGCUUCCGUCCGGGCCCUUUUCGACGGAGCAACCGCCGCCGCCGCCGGGCCGCUCCACGUGGGGCCGCCGGGGGGCGGAGCGGAGCAGACGGAGCGAUGUUCACAAGCAAGCUCUUCACACUGGUGCUGGUGGUGCAGCCCCAGCAGGUGUUGCUGGGCAUGAAGAAACGUGGAUUCGGGGCUGGGCGCUGGAAUGGAUUCGGGGGCAAAGUGCAAGCGGGUGAGACCAUAGAGCAGGCAGCCCACAGGGAGCUGCUGGAAGAGAGCGGAUUGACUGUAGACAAUUUGCAGAAGAUGGGUCAGAUCACCUUUGAGUUUGUAGGUAACUCUGAGCUCAUGGAAGUCCACGUCUUCCGGGCGGACACCUUUCACGGAGAGCCAACAGAAAGUGACGAAAUGCGUCCGCAGUGGUUUCAACUGGAUCAGGUGCCUUUCAGUCACAUGUGGCCAGAUGAUGUCUACUGGUUCCCCCUACUGCUCCAAAAGAAGUUGUUCCGGGGCUAUUUUAAGUUCCGGGGCCUAGACACUAUUCUGGAGUACACGCUGAGGCAGGUGGAGGAGGUUUAAGAGGAAACAGCAGCAUUCCGCCCUCACCAAAUACAUCAUUGCCCAUAUUGGGCCAGGCCCCAACUAUUGGGUGUUAACCCGCCAUAGCAGUGACCACUUUAUGCAGUGCUCUCCUUUCUCAGCAGAGGAGACUUGAGGGAGAACAAAAGACAGCAGUUCUUGUGCUGGUGCAGUUCCAAGGUGUGGGGUAUUUCAGUUAUGGCUUGGUAAUGACUCCCAUAAUUCAAUGGUAUCCCUUCUCCUUUAACAGUUAGCUCAAUAAUCUGUUCCUUCUCAGAUGGCCCUCUUUUACAUUAAAAUACUAAAAUGAAUAUAGCGUUCGUGGUCUGAUUCAUGUUCCAGGGAAGUGACAAGAUGAUUUCUGAAAGGCCCUUUAAA